UACCUCCCAACGAUCAAACAAAAUGAGCUGUAAUUUCUUUGUCAUAAGAAGCCAAUAACAAACAUUAUGAAUUUCAGACGUCAGUGCGAAAAUAUUAUGGACGUAUGUUGUACUGUCUCAAACAUCAGAAAUAACGUCACAGUACCGCUUGACCCACCAAAAGCCCACACAGACAAGGGAUGUGGUCAUCGAAAUCGGAACGGAAUUGAUUUUAGAAUAACAGGAGACAUUGGUAACUUAGCCAAUGAAGGCGAAUUUCCAUGGAUGAUUAUCAUUUUGGGAAAAGAAGUUAUUAAUGGAAAACAAAAGGAAGUCUACAAGUGUGGUGGAUCCCUUAUUCAGAGACGCGUCGUUCUAACUGCAGCCCACUGUAUCAAUAAUUACAACACCGCGGAUAUCGUCGUUCGUGCAGGAGAAUGGGAUACUUCUUCUACUAAAGAACGCUUACCCCAUCAAGAUCGCACUGUGAACACUAUCAUUAGGCACCCUGACUUUGACAGUAGUUACCUUGGAAAUGAUUUUGCUCUUAUCAUCUUGGAUCGACCUUUCGAUCUCGCUGACAAUGUCGAAGUUGUAUGUCUUCCGAAACAAAACGAAGUAUUUACCAGCAAAGGUUGUUACGUCACUGGGUGGGGAAAGAAUGCAUUUGGUGAGAUUGGCAAUUUUUCUUCCAUCCUUAAAGCAGUUAAACUUCCUAUAGUACCGUCGCCCGAGUGUCAGAACAGGUUCAGAAAGACCCGUCUUUCAAAGUACUUCGAACUCCAUCCUUCGUUCAUCUGCGCUGGUGGAAUCCCCGGCGCCGAUGCUUGCCAGGGUGAUGGAGGCAGCCCUCUCGUUUGCCCGUUGGCGAAGGAUCCUAAUCGUUACGUUCAGGCUGGUAUAGUGGCAUGGGGCAUCGGUUGCAAUGAUAAUGUACCAGGGGCCUAUGCUCGAGUAGCUUCAGCACGCCAAUGGAUCGACGCAACUCUGAAAAAAUAUAAAAUCCCGGUAACCUCGUAUUCACCAAAGAGUUCCUAAGCCAACGAUUUGUAUUAUCCUGAAAAUAAUAAUACACACCAGGACAUUAUUACUAAAACAAUUCAUCAAAAUAAAUUCAAAACCUUUCAUACAUAUCUAAAAAAAGAAGUAGCAAAGAGUUAAAAAUUUGGUUUCUUUUCGUUCACUUGAGUCUCGCACUUGUUAAUUCAGCUCUAGUUUGGGUAAACUUUGACUUUUAGAAAGGAGAGUUUUGAAAAAAUUAUAUUCAGCAGAAAUCAUAUUGACAACUAAAAACUCUCUUAUGAUAAAACUUUGUCUCGUAGGAAGUUUUGUCUUGAACUUUGCAGAGAGUUAAUUGUCUAAAUAUUUUGUUGAAAGCGUAAAUUGUUUUUUUUUCGCUUGCCAUUGCACACGAUCAGCUGAACCAAAAUAAAUCACUACAGAGCUAUAUGCACUCUGUAAACGUUGGAAUCCAAAAGACUUUUAUCGAUAGCACUUGAAUGACUUUUAUUUUUGUGUUACACCAAAAUGAGUAUCUGAAUUUGAACAGUGAUGCUAUGCAUGCAAUAGUUUGAUUUUUGCACAAAUUUUGUCACUUAGCUCACUUGUCGAAUAG
This is a messenger RNA of Copidosoma floridanum, 1594 nucleotides long. Its product is annotated as phenoloxidase-activating factor 2-like. NCBI's taxonomy places the organism in Eukaryota, Metazoa, Arthropoda, Insecta, Hymenoptera, Encyrtidae. The record is from RefSeq and is a predicted model, not a curated record.